Messenger RNA from Hyaloperonospora brassicae, 798 nucleotides. The record is from the annotation of a GenBank genome assembly. Lineage: Eukaryota; Oomycota; Peronosporomycetes; Peronosporales; Peronosporaceae.
AUGUCUAUGCGAGGUGACUCAAGACCCACACAGCCUGGUGCUGUGCAAGCCUCUGCGGCAGACGCUUCGUCGUCUGCCGCCCCUUCUUCGCCUGCAGCAACAGGUGCUGCAGGUGCACGCGGUAUCACGCCGCGUGCGCACGAUGACCCCGAUGUGGAGGUCAUCUACUCUGGCGAGUCAGACGUGUCUGACUCGGGCAAUGCUCCAGAGGCGUCUCGCUCACCGGCGACGCCUCAGUAUUCGCCAAGACCACUGCCGAACGAACGGACUCGUGAUUUGCAUCACAGUCUGUUCGGCAGUGAUGACGAUGAUCAGGGUGGUGAGUUCUAUUCUUCACCACCGCCGGCUCGUGCGUCUUCGCACGAGCGUGAUGACGAUGGCGCGAGCCGUCGUCAAUCUGGGAGCCGUGGUACCGACAAGGGUACCACUGUGAAGCGUGAUGAGUUGAAGCCGUGGCGUUUGCCCGAACAACUCAUCAAUAGCCUGUCUCACGAGACAGGCCAACACCAUCGAAUACCCUUAUUCGAUGCAACCGAGCUUCACGGCUUGAGUUCCAGCGCGAAGAACUUUCGCGCUGAAGAAGACUUUUAUCUCGAUGUCUUCCUUAGACAUCGAUGGUACAAUAGCAACCAAAAGCGUGACAAAACAUCGCUUUUGGCUGCGUGGAACGCGUUCGUCCAAAACGUCAAGAAUUUUGGACGAGAGGGGUGGCUCAAGAAACUUGAGGCAACACGCCUCAGGUUCGAACGGCGAACGCCAACCGGUGCUAGCGUGCACAUAGGGAUGUGUACUCCCUAA